AUGUACACAGUGCCUGUGGAAGCGUUCCUGGAGAUGACCCAAGUGCAGCCGCACGAAGUGCUGAAGGCCAAGGGCCUAAUUGUCGAGUACGAGCCCAGCCUGGGACAGGCAGCCUUCGCUUCUCACCAAUGGGUUGGACAUGGUCAUCCCGACCCGGAGUUCGAGCAGAUGCAAGUUCUGCAGGAUGUUUUCAAGGAUCUUCUUUCCAAGGAUUGUUGGAUCUCGGUGGAACCAAUGACAUCAAUGCUUGCACCAACAGUCAAGCCAUUCUCGUCCAAAGGGAUGCGGAGUAGGCCUCUUUCCCUCUGGUAUGAUUAUUUUUCUGUUCCGCAGAGCAGGGAGAAGGCUGGUGAACAGCGUCAGGCCAUCGACUGCAUCCCGGUUUACGUUGCAAAGUGCCAUUUCUUCUUUGCCCUCUGCCCCAUCAUUGAGAGCCCUGACCAGUCAAAAGUCUUCAGCCCCCGCGCUUGGGGAGAGAGAGGGUGGUGCCGCUUAGAAAAGGUAUGUCGCCAGCUGCGCUCCGGGGAUGGGUCCUGGGUCAUGAUCAAGGGCAGGAAGCAUCUCGAGGUGAUGCCGUAUGUCACGCCUUCCGGUGCUCAUGUUAGCGUGGGUGAAGGUACCUUCACAGAUCCCAAGGAUCGGGAGCAACUGGGUCCAGUGCUGAAAGCCGCACUCACGGCCAAACUGGUUUCCUACAUGCGAGCUGGAGAUGUAGAGGCCUUCCGUGCAUUGCUGAACCUGCAGGCUUUCUUCAUGAGGGGUAUGAAUGUUCAACCUGCUGCAGACUUGGUCCCGGGCAUGACGUUGGGCGCAGAUGCGCUGCCGGAAUGGCUUCUUGCCGACAGCUUCCUUUUCCAGAAUGGUUUCCAGGAUCUUCAGGAAGUUGAUGGUAUGGGAUGGACACCUCUGUCCUAUGCCGCUCUGGGAGGCAACCCUGCCACAGUCCAGGCCUUGUUGGACAAGCGAGAGUUGUAA
Messenger RNA from Symbiodinium pilosum, 975 nucleotides. Lineage: Eukaryota; Dinophyceae; Suessiales; Symbiodiniaceae. The record is from the annotation of a GenBank genome assembly.